AGAUAGCGCUUGACAUUCUGUACAGACCCGUUGGUGAUUUGAUCUCAGAAUGAUCGUCUGAUGCUUCUAAGUUGAAAUAAUGAUUUGAUCAUAAUCUCAGGCCAUUUGCGCUGUUUACGCGGAAGUACUGAGUAGGGGAAAGUGGGCUGCUUUCACAGACAUGUGGGUUUUCGGCUAUGGAUCGCUUAUUUGGAAAGUUGAUUUUCCGUUUGAGGAGAAGCGAGUCGGUUUCGUUAAAGGUUUCAGUCGCCGGUUCUGGCAGGGAAGUACAGAUCACCGCGGAGUUCCUGGAAAGCCUGGACGUGUGGUGACGCUAAUUGAAGACCCUGAGGGCUGCGUUUGGGGUGUUGGUUACAAACUUCCAUCAGGCAGGGAGAAAGAGGUGAAGGAGUAUCUGGACUACAGGGAGAAAGGUGGAUAUAGAGUGAUGACAGUUACAUUUCAUCCUAAAGGAGAGGAGCACGAGCCCGUCCAGAACACACUACUCUACAUCGGAUCCUGCGACAACCCAGACUACCUUGGACCAGCACCUCUGGAACUGAUUGCACAACAGAUCCUCAGGUCAGUUGGACCCAGUGGAAAAAACACAGAGUACUUAUUCGAGCUUGCCAAUGCUCUCAGGGAGCUGAUUCCUGAAGAUUCAGAUGAGCACCUGUUCUCCUUGGAGCACAUGGUCAAGAAACUUCUACAGGAAUCGGCGGAGUGACAUCACUACUCCAUGCAGCAUUUUCUCACAUUGGAGGUUCAUCCAUGUACACACACGGGUAGCUCUUACAUGGAGUCUCACUAACUUACCUGCAGAUUAUUAAAACCUCAUUUUAUUUAAUAUUUGUUUCCCUGCUGUAAUGUCAAAUAAAUGCAUCUAUUUAAAGGUCAUAAGCAACAGUCGGAGGAGAGAUGUAGAAUAUCAACUUUACUGUCUAGAAGAAUGACCCAAAAAGCGAAUUCAAUCUUCCUGGUGUCUAAUUUGCACCCUAAAAUUGAAUAAAAUGCUUAAAAUGUA
Neoarius graeffei (lesser salmon catfish) is the source of this 1003-nucleotide messenger RNA. It is a transcript of the gene chac2, whose product is annotated as ChaC, cation transport regulator homolog 2 (E. coli). Gene Ontology annotation, biological process: glutathione catabolic process. Lineage: Eukaryota; Metazoa; Chordata; Actinopteri; Siluriformes; Ariidae. Gene Ontology annotation, molecular function: glutathione specific gamma-glutamylcyclotransferase activity; gamma-glutamylcyclotransferase activity. The transcript has 3 exons. Gene Ontology annotation, cellular component: cytoplasm. The record is from RefSeq and is a predicted model, not a curated record. Bases 161 to 706 code for a protein of 181 amino acids.